This is a messenger RNA of Rotaria sordida, 843 nucleotides long. The record is from the annotation of a GenBank genome assembly. NCBI's taxonomy places the organism in Eukaryota, Metazoa, Rotifera, Eurotatoria, Philodinida, Philodinidae.
AUGUAUCGUUAUUAUAUAAAUUGUAAUAAUUGGAAACCAACACGUGAUGAAUGGAUUUAUGCAACACGCUGUAUAAUAAAAACUGAAGUUGAACGUAUUGAUCGAUUUAUAUUUCAACGUGAUGCAAAAUUUGCUCUUGCUGGACAAUUAUUAAUACGUUAUCUUUUAUCACAAGCAUUUCAACGUAAAAGUUCAUCAUUUCAAAUACAACGUACUGAACGUGGACGUCCAUUUAUUGAAUCAACACCAAAAUUUGAUUUUAAUCUUUCACAUCAUAAUCAAUUAGUUUGUAUUGCUGGAACAUUUGAUGGACAAAUUGGUUGUGAUACAAUGGAAUAUCGAAUAAAUAGUGAAUCAAAAGAAUCUAUUGAAUCACUAACAAAUUUACUUCGAAGAGAAUUUACAAAAAAUGAAUAUGAUUUUAUAUUAAAUAAAAGUAAAGAUGAAAAAAUACGUUUUUGUAAUUUUCAUCGUUUAUGGUGUUUAAAAGAAAGUUAUGUUAAAUGGUUAGGUUAUGGUAUUGGUUUUACAUUAUCAAGAUUAAAUUUUUGUAUUGAAACAGAUAAUUUUGAUGAAAAUCAUCCUCAACAAGUUAUAUCUAAUACAAAAUUAGAAUUAGAUAAUAAAUUAAUUGAUGAAAAACUUCGUUUUGAUGAACAAAUUAUUUAUUUACAAGAUAAUGAACAACAAAUUAUAACAUUAUGUUUAUCAAAUAAAAAUACUUGUCAACCAUUUAUUGAAUUAACUAUUGAUGAUAUACUUAAAGGUUGUACACCAUUAGAUGAAAAUGAACAUGAUGAAGAAAAAUGGUGGAAUAAUUUUCAACAAAAAAGAUUAAAAUAA